Messenger RNA from Sinocyclocheilus rhinocerous, 468 nucleotides. RefSeq names its product mediator of RNA polymerase II transcription subunit 29. Gene Ontology annotation, molecular function: transcription factor binding; transcription coregulator activity. Gene Ontology annotation, biological process: regulation of transcription by RNA polymerase II. Gene Ontology annotation, cellular component: mediator complex. The transcript is spliced from 2 exons. The record is from RefSeq and is a predicted model, not a curated record. The annotation marks the transcript as partial. NCBI's taxonomy places the organism in Eukaryota, Metazoa, Chordata, Actinopteri, Cypriniformes, Cyprinidae.
UUUCACUUCUCAAAAUGUAGGAAGGGUAAUGAUGCAGCAGUUCAGCGGUUUGACAAAAGUUUAGAGGAGUUUUAUGCUCUCUGUGAUCAACUGGAGCUCUGCCUGCGGCUGGCCCAUGAGUGCCUCUCACAGAGCAUCGACAGCACAAAGCAUUCUCCAAAUCUCGUACCUACAGCCACGAAGCCGGACACAGUGCAAACAGAGUCUCUGUCUUACUCUCAGUAUCUCAGUAUGAUAAAAUCACAGAUUGCAUGUGCUAAAGACAUUCAUAAUGCUCUCUUAGAGUGUUCAAAAAAGAUUGCUGGGAAGGGUCAAGGAGCUUGUAAUUAGUAGCUGCCAACUGUAUUUAGAUUCCUUUUUUUAUUUUUAUAUUGCGUAGCUUUGAUGCUGAUUGAAGAAUAUAAUUUGUUGUAUUUUCAGUUCCUUUUUUUUGUUUACUAUUGUGACAAAUGUACUUAUACAAUUAAA